AUGGAUGACGAGUCGGACGCUAUCCUGGAUACGAUAGCCAUGCGCGUAGGCGCGGUAGGAAGAAGUAAGCAACUGGAAUUACCGACCCUACCCUCCGACGAAGAAUUCCUGCGGGCGUACGAGGCGAUGCCACCCGAAGGGGUGCCAGGCGUACGCCGGGAAGGCAAAUGGUACAUCGAGACGCGCACGGGGAAAGUCUACGUCCCGGGACCAUUAAGAGCAAGGGUCUUGGUGAAUUUCCACUACGGGCCAAGCGGCCACCUAGGAGUAACAAGGACUAGGAAACGGCUACUCACGCUAUUCAGCUGGCCAGGACUGGGUAAGGACGUCGCAGGCAUGAUCAGGGAGUGCCUGAUCUGUACCAGACUGAAAAGACCGCCAGUGCCGGCUCACGAAGUGCCCACUGGCGAGUGA
Molecule: messenger RNA, 414 nt
Organism: Gregarina niphandrodes
Lineage: Eukaryota; Apicomplexa; Conoidasida; Eugregarinorida; Gregarinidae
Exons: 1
Coding region: 1-414 (137 amino acids)
Source: RefSeq, a predicted model, not a curated record